Molecule: messenger RNA, 615 nt
Organism: Eimeria maxima
Lineage: Eukaryota; Apicomplexa; Conoidasida; Eucoccidiorida; Eimeriidae
Exons: 7
Coding region: 1-615 (204 amino acids)
Source: RefSeq, a predicted model, not a curated record
AUGGUUGGUUACAAGACUCGCUGGGGAGACAUGCGUUUUUGUUUGGGUGUGUUUGUUUAUGAUAUUGCUGCUGAGGUUCGUUUGUGUGGCAUUGUGGCAUGCCUCGUGGAUGUGUUGACGGAGUUGCGUGUAGCUGCAGGUGAGGAAGUGCAGGGAGCAGGCAGCGUGUGGGGAGCAUUGAGUUGGCUGAGUGUUGCAUGUGGUACACGGUGUAGGGAAUUCGAUGAGAUGGCAGGCGAAGUUUUGUUGGAGAUGUCUAACGUUUGUGCUAAGUGGGGGAAAGUGCGCGGUGGUGGUUGUUGGCGAAAUGUCUGUUACAAAGCUACGUGUUGGAUGGGGCUAUGUAUAAUUAUGCGGAAUGCUAGGCAGUGGAUGUUGUUGGUAGGUGGAAUGUUUGUUACUGAGCUACGAGUUGGGCGUUGUUGUGUAUCGCCAUGCGGGGCGGUAGGCCUGUUUGUGUUUUGGGUCGUGUGGUUGAAUGGUGGCUGUUUCUCUGUGGAGGUGGGUAAUGGCGGUUGGGGCGCUGGUGUAGGUGCAGGCCCUGUAGCGCGGAGGCAGUGGAAGGGGUCUCUGUUGUGUUGCAUUGGUUACGGAGUGACACAGGUGGCGGAUUAG